ACUACGUCGGUACCAGCUCCUAGGAUCAAAUGAUGGAGACACCAGAGAUAGGACAAGCUUUUGUGGCACACAAGUGGUUCAAAUAUAGAGACUUAAACCCCUGUGAUGGUGUUCCAGGCUUUCGACGGAGUCCAGCACUGGCAUGCACAAAGGUCACAAAGCCACCUUACAGCAACUAUCGUGUCCAACUCCGAGGCGCGAAAGGCGAGAAUGGGUAAUGGUACCAUCCUUGCUAGGCCCCAGCACAUUGACACUGGACAUGUGGCUGGCCUUUUUGACACACACUCCAGCACGAGCCGUCCAAGUCAGCGUACCAACGUAGUCGGGGAGUGUGGACUAGAAGCCAUACACUUGUCCAAAUCCCUUCAGCUUUUGAUCAAAAACCA
Serpula lacrymans var. lacrymans S7.9 is the source of this 386-nucleotide messenger RNA. RefSeq lists its product as uncharacterized. The annotation marks the transcript as partial. NCBI's taxonomy places the organism in Eukaryota, Fungi, Basidiomycota, Agaricomycetes, Boletales, Serpulaceae. The transcript has 2 exons. The record is from RefSeq and is a predicted model, not a curated record.